UUCCCCCCAAUUUUUAUUCUUUUUUCUCAUUUUCUGACCCAUUUUUCCCCUUUUCUCUCCCCUCCCCCCGGAAGCGCCUCUUCGCCGCUUUUGGGUGAAAAAAACCCCAAAAAGGGGAACCGAAAAUGCCGAAAAUUCAAAUUUCGCUGCUCGGGGGCGGCCAAAACCUCCGAAUUUCACCUGAAAAAUCCGAAUUUCAGCCCAAAACCUCCGAAUUUCAGCCCAAAAAUCUGAACUCGGCGCCGGAACAGGAUUUGGGGUUCGGCGCCGCCAUGGCCCAGCCGGGGCCCUACGGGAACUGGAUCGGCCCCGGGCGGCUCCAGCGGCAGCCGGGAAUUUACUCCGUGGCCGGGAGGAUUUCCCCAGUGGGCGACUUCAGACCCGCCUCUCCCGACAGUUUCGAGGCCGAUUACGACGACGUUUCCAUGGCGGGAUCCGAGCGGGGCCCCCCGGCCAAAGGCGUUUAUCUCCUGGCGGGGCCUCCCCAGGAGGAUCCCGAAGAUUCCCAACGGAAAUUUGGGAAUUCCGAGCCCGAAUCCGGGAAUUCUGACCGGAAAUCCGGGAAUGGGGACCGGAAAUCCGGGAACUCGGACCGGAAAUCCGGGCAGCGGGACCGGAAGUGCGGGCCAUGGGCAAUGGCGGCCGCCAUGGCGCUGCUGGGCCUGGCCUGGGGGGGGCUCCUGGCGGCGGCCGUGGGGAAACACCAGGCGCUGUGGGCGGAGCUGGAGCUGCUGAAAUCGAAUUUUUCGGCUGUUCUGGAUUCCCUGCAGCAGGAGCAGACCCGGCUCCAUUUCGGGAUCCGGCAGCACCAACUGGAGCAGGAGGAGCAGGCCGCUUUUCCUGGUGCAGAACAGCAACCGCAGCAGCUCCUACUGGCUGGGGGUGACGGACGCGGAGCAGGAGGGGAAAUGGCGCUGGGUCAACGGCGAGGAGCCGCAGAUCGGGUUUUGGGACGUGUGGCUGCAGGAGGAGCAGCAGGAGCUGAAGGAUUGCGGCGCCCUGGGGCCCAAAGGGCGCUGGGUGAGCGCGGCCUGUGCGGAGCCGCUGCGCUGGGUCUGCGAGAGGCCCGGACACUGCUGAAAUUCCCUUUUUUUCACCCAAAAAUUCCCCCCAAAAUGAAAAAAAAACUCCCUAAAAAUCCCUCAAAAAUUCCGCAAAAAACCCGGCAAAAAUCCCCCAAAAAUCCCUCAAAAAAUACUGUUUUUAUUAAAGAAUUUGUGCCAAAAAAUCUGAAUUUUUUUUAAGGAUUUGUGUCAAAAAUCCCGCAAAAAAUGC
Molecule: messenger RNA, 1275 nt
Organism: Taeniopygia guttata (zebra finch)
Lineage: Eukaryota; Metazoa; Chordata; Aves; Passeriformes; Estrildidae
Source: RefSeq, a predicted model, not a curated record